Messenger RNA from Paramecium sonneborni, 1416 nucleotides. The record is from the annotation of a GenBank genome assembly. Lineage: Eukaryota; Ciliophora; Oligohymenophorea; Peniculida; Parameciidae.
AUGAAAUAAGCUAUUUUAGAUUUUAUCAAUUCUGGUAUUCUCAUUACAAAACCAAUCGAUGCUUUUUAUACAGAUCAAUUUUAAAACUUCACUUAGGAAUGUUUCGAUCGUCUCAUUGACUUUUACACCAAAUAAUAAAACAAUGAUAAACUUAAAAGUGCUUACUUAAAUCUUAUGAAAGUUGUACAAAAUCCUAAAGUUGAAAAUCUCAAUCUUUUAAUAUUCUGUGCUACCUAUAUUGCUUAAAAGGCUUAUUAUUAUUAAAAUGGUCUUAAUGAAUUAAGUACAAAGAAUAUUGAAAGGAUUCAUUUAGAUUGUUAUCAUAUAAUAACUUUCACUCUCAAUGGAGUGAUUGUUUCUGAUCAAUAUAUUGAAACCAAUCUAAAAAAAUAUUUCACUGAUAAAUACUUGAAUUACACUAAAAAAACUGUACCUACACCUUAAUAUGUAAAACCUACAAAAUUUUUUGGUCGACCAUUAGAAUUCAAAAAAUUAGAAAGUGAAGAAGGAUCAGAAUUUGCUUAGACUCUUUCAGGAAUAUUUAAACCUCCUACUAAACAUAGAAAACUUCCAUAAGUAGAAGAAGAAUCUUAUUAUUAAGUUAAGCAAUCAUAUAAAUCACCUCCUUUAAGAAGAAUGAAAAUUGAUAUCAAUUCUAUAUCUCCUUCUCUUGCAUAAGCAUUACAUAGAAGUAGUUUGGGAUUUGAAAAACCAAAAAUCAUUAAUCAUCCUAUAAUGAAAUCUUAAUUAGGAGAAAUGAAUUUUAUAUAAAGACUCAAAGAACUUGAAUCAGAUGGUGAAUAAAAAAUAGAAACUAAAAUAUAAAGAUCUCAUCGAUAAAAUAUAGUAGAGCAACAUAACUUAACUUAUCCUCCAAAAGAAUAUUUUUAGAAAAAUGUUAAAGUUGAUUCAUUAUUUAAGAAUUUUUUAGAGCUCAAAUACGUAUUAGAUUAACGUAAGGAAACUAUGAGUUCAAUUAAAGAUAUUAAUGAUUUUUAACCUAGAGUUCCUUAUGUUCCUACUUAUACUCCAUAUUUAUAAUUUGAAAGUACUCUACCUCCGAAAUAGUAAUUCAUAUAAAAAACAAGUUUCGAAAUAUUACCCCAAUCUCAUGAAUUAGAUAAAGCUACAAUUAGUAAAUUUGAUAUACAAGCCUAAACUACUAAAUCUACUUUUAAUAAUUAAGUAAAUUCAACAUUCUUCUUCAAAUCAAAUAAUAAGCCAAAUUCUUUAUCAAAAAAUUCAACUCAAAAUUCAUUUUUUUAAUAUGUAAAUAAGCAGAAGGAAUAUAAAUAAAAAUUUGAUAGAUUCCUCUCGAAUGAAUCAUCCCCAGACAGAAAUAUAAAUUAAAUUAAUAGUCAAUUAUUAAAAAAACAAAAUUUUUUAAAGAAAAGUUUAUAAAGAUUAAAAAAAUGA